This is a messenger RNA of Megalobrama amblycephala (Wuchang bream), 1505 nucleotides long. RefSeq lists its product as uncharacterized. Bases 406 to 1161 code for a protein of 251 amino acids. The transcript has 2 exons. The record is from RefSeq and is a predicted model, not a curated record. Lineage: Eukaryota; Metazoa; Chordata; Actinopteri; Cypriniformes; Xenocyprididae.
GAAAAGUCAUGAGAUGGGAAACUUGGAUACAUGUUUAUACAUUUCCCAAAUGGUUAUAUAGAGAAUACAUAGGAUUAAAGGAGUUUAUUUGUCCUUCUCAGAAAGAAUGAGUCACUGGUCUCUGCCUGAUCGUAAAAGGUCCAAGUAUCUGUAACAGGACACCUAGUUCUGCCUGUAGUUUAGCUACGUUUGGGAUGCUAGUUGCAGUUUUAGGGGGAUGGGUUGACAGAGCUUUGAUAGAGUGAGUUUAUGGGUAAUUCCUUAAAUAUAAUGAAUAAUUUUGUGUGCCUGAUUGGUCCAGAUGCUACAUAAGUGAGUGAUUAAAACAUAAUAUAUAUAAAGCUUUAUUGCAGACACAUGUUCAUAUAGCACAUCAUACAGUAUAAUUUAAAAAGAAAAGUGUCAAUGAUAAUUUCAAUGAUACAUUUUAUUUCACAGCUCCAGUCAUCACUUGUAAACAUUGUACACAAUAACAGUCAAAAUGGAAAUGUGUUUCAGGUAUACUUGGUGUCCUUUGCCGUGCAGUGGAACCACCGCAUGGCAUCGCUCCGUGACGCUGGUGGUCAUGGCCGGCAGACGUCGUGCUUGGACGAGCGGCAGAUCCAGCGCAUCAACCAGCAGGCCGAGGUUCUCUUUGGCAAGGAGCACAUCCUGGAGCCCAACUUUGCUGCAACGAUGCCGGUCCCAGAAGAGUACAAGCACCCCGACGAGGAGGAGCUCCUUGGUGUCGAGUAUGCCAUGUGCCAGUCCACCAGCUUCACUGCCAGGGAGUACUACGUGCAAAAAGUUGAGGAAGAGCAGUCGCAUGAGGAGGAGGAGGAGGCUGAGCAGGGAGACGACGAGAUGGCGGACGAAGGUCUCGGCAUGUCUUCUGAUACAGAGGAGGACCCGAUAGACAGAGUCUGUGGGAAGCACGUCGUCCUCACCCAGGCAGAACAGGUGGAAGAGGAGGACAGUCCUGCCCUGCAAGACGCGCUGAUGAGCCAUCAACAUCUGCAUCUGCCAGGUAUAGAGGAAGUGGAGGCACUGGCCUUGCUCCUCCUAGAACUGGCCGACAACAGCGACCACCACCUAGUGCCGACUGACCUCAGGCAGAAGGUCGCCGCCACUGACAGCUCUCUCCACGAACACGACAAGACCGCCGCCCACUUCGGGUCAUGAGGCGGUCUCCCAUCCAAGUACCUACCAGGCCUGACUCUGCUUAGCUUCCGAGAUUGGGCGUGCUCAGAGUGGUAUGGCCAUAAGCGAAAUCUGAGUGGGCUAUCUGCUUUUUUUUUUUUUUUUUUUUUUUUACAUUUUAAAAACAAUCUGAAUCACAUUCAGGAAAUGUUAUAUUGAAAUUAAACCAUGUAUUUUCAAUAAAAGGGUUAUUCUGAACAAAAUUCUUGUUAAAUACUUCUUCUUUUGCUUACAUUUUAAAAUAAUCAAAUAAUACUUGAAGAAUAAAACACAUCCUUUGCUUAAAAAGUUUACAUACAGAAACAUUCUUCUUUUUUUCCUUUACU